AUCCAUACAGAACUAAACUGCAUGUGUAUGAAUGAAAUUCUUUAUACUUUAAUGUAACAAACAGUCUGUUUAACUAUAUAAGGCUGAGAUAAGCAGGUGAAGUAAAAGAUGGAUAAUGUAUGCCUUUACUAACACCAGUUUUUUUUUAUAUUGUCAAAAUAUAAAUGACUGACAAGAUUUUUUCUGUUGUAGUACCAUCUGCUACACUGUCCACACCAACUGAACUGACGGGUUCACAAGUAGAUGCCCCUGCUCUGCCGAUGGUAAAGAGACCUGUGCCCCUUCCUCAGGAGCUGAUGUUCCUGAUGCCAGAAACACCAGGACCCUUGCCAACAGAGACAACUGUCACUGUUCCAGUGUCAGAGGCACUUCCGAUUUCUCCUGAGACGUCUGCAGAGCCCAUUCAACCGCCGCUGCAACCGCCAAGAGCUCAAAGUCAGCCAUUACCCAGGCCAUCAGCUGUCCCCAGCUGUCCUCCUCCACAGCUUCCUGGCUAUGACCAUGAUGUCAGUCAGUGGAACUGUUCACAGCAGCAGAGGAUCUGGAUGAAGACAGAGCUGGAAUCCCUGGGUCUCUGGCCAGGCUCCAUUCCUGUGCGCAACCCCAUGAAGAUGCUGUCACUGUGGCGUCUCCCUCCCCAGCCAGAAUUAAUUGACAGCAUCUCUGAUCUUCCAUCCCCAAAGUACUUUCAGCUCCAUCCCUUUUUCAUAUGGAAGCCAGAGAAUGACAACUUGAUGGCGAGGCUGAGGAACAACGACACUCUGCCAUGUAUUGAAGGUUGUGCUCAGCCUCAAGUUACCUCUGCAGGUGUUGGUAGGCCUCGUGUGAUUGUUGGCAUCACUGGACAGUACUACCUGUUGUCAUCCAGGCUGUGCUGCAAAGUUUGCCGGAAGAGGUGGUAUGCUGACAACCCACUGUGGCUGGAAAAGCUUCCAAAGAGGUUCACAAACCUGUUGCCAGCAAUACUGACCUACAAAAAGGCCAUCUGUAAAUCGGUCAUGGACGAGCUCAGACGCACAGGUAACUCACCCACCGACAUGACAAAGCAGAUCAUGGAGAUGAUGCACCUGAAAUACGAACGUGCUCACCUGGCCUACCUCCUCAGCUGCCAAAACACCAUGGAUGGCGAGGCAGGGAGGUAUGACCAAAAGAACCAUCACUCAGUUCAUAAGACAGGAAACCAAGCCAGCUCCCUUCGGGGACUACGGGGAUUCAGAUGGCUGGAACGGGAUCUCUGUGUCUGCACACUACCUGACUGACUGCCUGCUGCAUGAGUAUCAACACCAGGAAGAUGCCAUCAAAAUACACAUUCACACCUGGAAGCUGCCCAGUACAACCACAGUCUGAUCUGCUGGUCACUGAGCAACUCCACUGGAGCGG
Messenger RNA from Sebastes umbrosus (honeycomb rockfish), 1380 nucleotides. RefSeq lists its product as uncharacterized. Bases 165 to 1259 code for a protein of 364 amino acids. The transcript is spliced from 5 exons. The record is from RefSeq and is a predicted model, not a curated record. Lineage: Eukaryota; Metazoa; Chordata; Actinopteri; Perciformes; Sebastidae.